CCUGGGGCUGUGGCUGCUGGCGGCGGCGGGGCUGUGCGGAGGAGUGGCGGCGGGCAAGUCCCCGAGCUGCCACGAAGUGAGGACGGCGUUUCAGCUGCGGCAGAUCGGGCCUUUCAAGCUGGUCCCCGACGUGCCCACGGCCGAAUCGGAUUUACAGAUCUGUCAACACCAAGCACCCACGUGUUGCACCAAAAAGAUGGAAGAAAGCUACCAGGCAGCUGUUCGAAGGGAGAGGACUCAGAGUAUCCAGGCACUGAACUUUGAACUGAAGUACAUGAUUGUUGGUCAUAUCACAGCUUUUCAAGAGGCUUUUGAGACUUCGCUUCGCUUUGCUGAAAACCACACAAGUUCCCUGUUUGAGACAGCUUACAGAGCCAUGGCAAAAGAAGCAGCAGAGCCUGUUAAAGAACUUUUUACAGACCUCUCUCUCUACAUUCUGGGUGCAGAGACUACAGUGGAAAGUGCAGUAUUACGUUUCUUUGACAGUCUCUUCCCUCUGGUGUACAGUCGACUGAUUAACCCAGGCAUUACAGAUUUAUCAGAGGACUACACAGAGUGCCUGCGGCUUACCAGGCAAGACAUAAAUCCCUUUGGACACUAUUCUAAAAACAUGGUUACAGAGCUGUCAAAAUCUCUUUGGGCAAGCAGGAUGCUCAGCCAGGCCCUCAGCCUGGGCAUUGAAGUGAUAAACACUACAGAACACGCAGCUCUCACCAAGGAAUGCAGCAGAGCUCUGGUGAAGAUGCAGUACUGCCCCCACUGCCAGGGCCUGACACUUAUCAGGCCCUGUGUUGGGUACUGUUUGAACGUGAUGAGGGGCUGCUUGGCCAGUGUGUCAGAACUGGAUGCACAGUGGAGAGAGUACAUCUCCACUCUGGAAUAUCUGACUAAUGAAAUGGCUGCCUCACAUGAUCUGGAGAUUGCACUGAUGGGAAUCAGGAACUCCAUCAACGAAGCAAUCCUGCACGCACAGUUGAAUGGACCACAGCUCUCUGCUACAGUUGAUAAAGUGUGUGGACAGCCCAAACAAGAAGAAGGGAACCUGUCAUCAGACAAUGUGGUGUCAGUGAAGGAAGUGACUGAAACCCAGAGAUUCGUGAUGGCUCACACCAGUCUGAACAAUAAAAGAAGUUCUCUGCCUCUGAAAGCUUCAAAGAAUGACAAAUCCAGAAGUUUGAAAAAAAUCUCUCGAGAGUUCAUCAGUUACAUGAAGCGAUCCCGAACCUUUUAUGCCUCAAUAGCAGAAAGGCUCUGUGAUGGAGACCUGGUGAUGAGAGACAGCUCGACCUGCUGGAAUGGAGAGGAUGUUGUGGAAAGUUACACUAGCAGAGUUGUUUCCAAUGGACUGAAGGCACAAAUUAAUAAUCCAGAACUGAAAGUCAGAGGAUUGGACCCACUCAUCAGUAAUUUAAUUGAUAAACUUCAGCACUUUAAUCAACUGGAUGCUGAGAAGGCAAAAUUAAAACUGGAAAAGUGGGGUUCCCAAGAUGCUGGCAGUGGGGGUGGAAGAAGUGAAGAGCUGGAGUCAAGCGGGGAUUGUGAUGACGAGGAUGGCUGCCAAGGCUCUGGUGACAGGAGUCACACAGCAGAUAUUCUCAAGGACAAGAAAACCCAUCCAGAAAACAGAAACGAACCAAACCCAACUGUGAAAAAGAUUGACACCACAACCACCACAAGCACCGUCAAGUCAUCCUCUAAACACAGUGUGACUGGAAAUGGGAGCAAUCCAGUCCCAAGUUCUUCCUUUGUUAUUGUAACAGCACUGGCAGUUCUGUGGCACUGCCCACUGUAGCUGCACUGCCUUGCAGUCACUAUGCAAGCAUUGCUGUCAUUUAUACCCACAGCCUUACCCAACUGAAAACAAAUUUAAAUGGCUCUCUAGUUUAUGUGGUAUGUUAAAAUAAAUAUUAAACAACAUGCUGGAGUAGGCAGAUACCAAGUGUCAUCACUUGCAGUGUCUGAAGAUAGCCUUUGACAAGGCCCACCCAAGAUCCAGAGGGAAUGAUGACAAGGUUCUGAGUAGCUUAAGUUAUGGGGUAGAAAGAAUUGAAAACACAAAAAUUGUCUAUGUGUGUGUUAUUGUUUUCCUCAAUUUCAUUCACUGGAAUCUGACUGGCUCAUUUAUUUGAUUUUUCUGUUAAGUUUUAUUAAAGGUCAGUCUUCAAA
Calypte anna (Anna's hummingbird) is the source of this 2166-nucleotide messenger RNA. Its product is annotated as glypican-5. Bases 197 to 1792 code for a protein of 531 amino acids. Gene Ontology annotation, cellular component: extracellular region; cell surface; plasma membrane. Lineage: Eukaryota; Metazoa; Chordata; Aves; Apodiformes; Trochilidae. Gene Ontology annotation, biological process: positive regulation of canonical Wnt signaling pathway; cell migration; regulation of protein localization to membrane. The transcript has 9 exons. The record is from RefSeq and is a predicted model, not a curated record.